AGGACGGAGGCGCCACCGACGCUGCAGAAGAUUUAGCUCUCCAGAAAUACCGAAAGGCGGCGGAGUUUUGUUCAGAAUGCGUCCGUGACCCGCCGGACUUUCUUCAAAAGAGGAGAGAAUCCCAUCUUCUGAAAUAAAGCUUCGCUAUUUUUCUAUUCCUGGAGAGCUUAACGCGCCUCGUUUCCAAACAUGAUCGGGAGAGGACUGUUCGUUUUGACAAUACUGUCCAACUGCGUUCUGUCAUUGCCAGUGACUUCAGGUCAGCUGGAGAAUGAGGACGUAAAGGUGAUGAAAUGUGUUGUGGAGGCGUUGGCAGAUGUGCUAUCAAGGCCCCACCCUGUGCCAGUCAGUCAGGAGUGUCUGGUCACACUGAAGACAGAUGACAGGCUUGUUACGAUCCUUCGCCAUCAUAACUUUCUGAAGGAGCUACAGGAGAUCGCUCUUCAAGGUGGCCAAGAGACAGCUCAGCUGCAAAGAGACGCCGCUAGACCUGACACAAUGACACAAACUCCUCAGACUACAGAUGACAUCGCCGAUCGAUCCAUGUUAGAGGCUUUAGGAGGCCCCGGUGAAAGAUCCAUCCUCUUGCAGACGAGGAGGACGGGAAAUGGGGAUGGAGAGGGCGAAAAGGAUGAGAGCCGGAGAGAUGGAGAGUCUCGGGAGGACAAUGACAUCACUGAAGAGGUGCAGGUGAAGAGGCGAGAUGACGAGAGCACAGGAAGUCCCGUCUCUGAGUCUGUGGAUGAGUGGAAUAAGGGCAAGGCUGAAAAGAGGGAGGAGGAAGAAGAGGAAGAAGAAUAUGACGCGAAGAGAGCUAAUUCAGAGGAGAAUUCAGAGGAGGGAAACAAGGAUAAGAAAGGUGCUGGAUCUGAUGAAAAGAGAGAUGAUUCCAGAAACAAAUCAAAAGAGAAGAAGUUUGAUGAAGAAGAGGAGGAGGAGGAGGAGGAGGAAAAGAAGAGGUCUGCACUUUUCUCACACAAACAAGAAGGGCAGCAGGGGGAGGAAGGGGAGAUGAAGAGAGGGAGCAGGGAGAGCCUAAAGAGAUGGACCAAGAGGGGCAAGGGUUUGCAACUGAAGAGAAAAGCAGACGGAAAGGAGGUGCAGCAGCUCAACGGUCAGCAGGAGGAAGUGCCACAUCAUUCAAAGGAGGUCACUGAGGACGAGGAGGAGGAGAAGAAGAAGAAGAGAGACACGCAGAGGAGUCCAGAGGAGAAGGAGCUCCAGAUGAUCGCCAGGAGGGGACCAGAGGAGAGGAGGGUGUCGGAGGAAGAGGGGAGUGCCAGUAGAAAGGCAGAGGAGCCAGAGAUUGAAAGCCUGGCAGCCAUCGAGUCGGAGCUUGAAAACGUUGCCCAGAAACUCAAUGAGCUGCGGCGCGGCUGAGAGAGAGAGAGAGACUGGUACAAAGUUGACACGGCAACCUCCUCUGCCUCCUCGUCCUCCUCCGCUUUACCAGCUGCCUGGUUUCCACAGAUAGAGCGUGUGAAUAUGUGACAAGUUUUUAUCUUUUGCUAUUUUUCUUGAGGAUGCCCACUUGCGCCACACUGCUGCAGCCUCCCUUGUGACAUUCUGUCCCUCACAUAGAGUAGCAAAACAGUAGAUGCACAUUGCAACUAGACAUGCAUACUAAAACAUACAACUGCACCAGCUCUGUGCAUUCAAACAUGUGCAUAUAUUAUUCAGUGCAUUCAGCCAGGCUCCCAACGGAAAAAUCUCUCUGUCAGUGAAGGUUGAAAGCUUGUUUUCCUUAAUUUUCUCUGACAAUCAUCUCUGUCUUUCUGCAAAUGUGUCUCGUCUGCUUUUCAGAUUAUUUUAACACUGCACAUUGAUUUAUGUGAAAGGUUGGGGCAGAUCCAGGUAUACACACACCAACAAGGUGAGGUUGUACAGUGACGGCAUGUACACAUGUACAAAGCUCUUUCUGAGAUGCUUACUUACUUAUAAGGAAGAAGAAUACAUGCUUACUUAUUAUUAUAGGUACAGUUGACUCUAAUCAAGCCAAGGCAAUAAAUGAACAUUUUUAGCAGAUAAAUGGCUGGAUUGUAAUCUGACACUGUAUGAAAUUUAUGUAAGAAAACAAAUAAAUUUAAUCUGGAAAUCUCUGUUUGGUAAACCCUUUUAAUGCCUCUAAGAUAGAAUAAAUAUGUACA
Molecule: messenger RNA, 2147 nt
Organism: Seriola dumerili (greater amberjack)
Lineage: Eukaryota; Metazoa; Chordata; Actinopteri; Carangiformes; Carangidae
Gene: chga
Product: chromogranin A
Exons: 8
Coding region: 190-1380 (396 amino acids)
Biological process (GO): negative regulation of catecholamine secretion; defense response to bacterium; negative regulation of insulin secretion
Cellular component (GO): chromaffin granule
Source: RefSeq, a predicted model, not a curated record